AUGACGGAUCACAAAGUUCGGAAACGCCAGGAACGGACGUACCUGUGCACUGCACUGGAUAAAGCUGCCGACCAGUUCACUGGAAACAACUUCAAAAGCAUUCCCCAUGCAAUCAAGGCGAUACUUGAAUUCUACUCCAAGGACGUGGACAUUGGAAAGCAGUCAAGGGAAGAGAACCUGACGCAAAAGAUCCUUUAUGCAGCCAAGCGAGAGAAUGUCAAGUCCACGGCUUUCUUGAAAGACUGGAGUUCACUCAAGUCGAGGUUUGACCUCUACCGUCAAUUCGUUCAAGAGCAAGCACUGCAAAGUGACGGUAAUACUCAACCAAUUCCGGCGACAGGCACAAAGUUGAAGUUUGUCUUAGGCCAAACAAGUACCAAGAAGUCAGCACCGACCGGCGCUCAGGGCGAUGACGAGGACGACGGGGAGUCCAUUGCGUCUACGACCAGGGAUGAGUCCGAUCCAGAAGAUGGAACAUACACCGAACCGGAGGUCGACCGUCCGCGUACCACAGUGUCCGAGAAGAAAGACACCGCUACAAAACCUGGCAAGACCGCAUCAGCAGAUUUGAAAGCCAGAUUGAUUGCAAGCACUUUGCAGCCAUCGAGCCCACACAGAGCACCAGCAGCGUCGAAAGCCAAGUCAACUGCCAGCACUUUGCAUCCAUCGAGCCCCAAUAGCGCACCAUCAGAUCCGAAAGUCAGAUCAACCGCCGGUACCUUGCAACCAUCGAGCCCACACAGUGCACCACCAAGUACUAAAUUCCGGCUUGGCUAUGGUGACCCUCCAAAUCACAAAGAUAUUGCCAUGGAGCUGGACUGCGUUUUGCAAAGUCUGGAUCAAGGGAUUCGACACUUUCACGAAGUCCAUGCACUGGUCAAGCUGACUCCCACGAGACUCACAAAUGAUUCUGUGGCCUUGAGCAGGGAGCUCCUCCGACCGUCGAAGGACCAGAUUCACCGAGUCGAGCAGAAUUUGGCCGCUUUAUUCGCCAACGAGGCUAUCACGAUGGAUCUUGUCUUCCGCAGUUAUGCCGCAGCCGCCGUGAACAAAUGGGUCUUCAACGACUUCAACGACUUCAUCGAUAUCCCGGAUAGCCAGAUACUCAGUAGCGUGCGUGAGUUGGACCGCGGUAUAUAUGACCAACUCAAGGUCAUGGAACGGACAAGAUUCCUCGACAAUCUGAAGGCCACGAUACCGCAACAAGCCAUAGAUGCUGAGCGAAAAUUGCUCGAUAUCCUCGAAAGCCUAGGCAUCUCUGCGGCUAGUGUUGCUAUCGGUAUGGUGGAGCCUACAGCUGCAAAUCGUCCUCAGGGUACCGUCGAACAUCGAGCUGAGCAACACGGUUUCUGGCAAGACAGAGUAAGGUCGGCAUUCUCACAGGCGCUGAAUCUGAGGCUCAAGCUCGCUCGAAGCCCUAUGGGAUAUGUAUACCGUUGGCCCUGUGUCGGAUGGGGUUUCGACAAAAAGUGGAUGCGGUCUGUGCAUGACGAGAGAACCCCCGAGGUCGAAGCUUCGGCCCCCGUCCUCCUUUGUCUGCGUCCAGCAAUUUGGAGCUCCUACAACAAUGAUCUCCUCUUGAUUGUGCCAGCCUUGGUGAUGUUUCAAGGCUUUGGUGCUCCAGCGGCUGGAAAGAUACCAUUUCUGAACCGAGCAUUGUGAGUCGAUAUGAGGCGACGGAGAAGCAAAGAAAUGGAGCUUGGUGAUAUGAGAACUGGAAGGGUUGAAAUAGUGCUUGGGGAAUUGUCACCGCUGGACGGUUGGACAGCACCCGUUGCAAUGGAUGUCGAAAUACCCUGUGUCGACAGGGCGCAUACCACUUUCCAUGAGGGUCUGGGCGAGCUUGAUUUAUCGUUGCACGAGAAUUAGAAAGCAUGAAUUCGGACCACUGAAUGUCAGAUGGCCCUGAAGCACAAUGU
Molecule: messenger RNA, 1919 nt
Organism: Exophiala viscosa
Lineage: Eukaryota; Fungi; Ascomycota; Eurotiomycetes; Chaetothyriales; Herpotrichiellaceae
Exons: 2
Coding region: 1-1662 (553 amino acids)
Source: RefSeq, a predicted model, not a curated record